AUGGGUCCGGUGAAGAAGCACCGCCGGUCCACAAGCCUUGACGCUCCAGCAGCACUCAACUUGGAAGACGAGGAGUCCCCCGGCCGAGGCAACGCCGAUAUCAUUAGUCUGGCCAUAGACGGCAACUUACCGUUACAAUCUGUGAUGGAUCCUCAAAGGAGUCAUAAUUUGCAAAGAUCUCCAGAUCGCCCUUUUUUCGCCGGACAAACUAUACUUGACGGUCAUUUGGAAUCGAAUCAUAUGUUUGACUUCGGAAUGUUUCAGUUUAGUACGCCUUCGUUCAGUGGUGCAAUAAACGCGCAAGACUCGAGCAUAUUGUUAUACGAAACACCUCGCCGUGACGAAGAGGUCGAUACGCGUGAUAACACGGUGGUUGAUCUACACCUUGCAAGAUCCCCCGACAGCAGAGCUUCCUCCAAUGUCAAUUCUAUUGACCACAAGCAUGGCGUCCAUGGGGUAUAUUUUGGACUAUCCGGAGAUACGGAUCCUUACCUUCUUAGACAUCUACCGUACGAUGAGAGGGGCGAAUUCAAAAUGUUCAAACUUGUCUAUCGUCGACUAGGAAACGGUAUUAAUCACAAUACAAGGUCCUCGAUAUUAAGGCAGUCCUCGACUAUCAGUGCUCCGCAUCAAGAGCCACAUUUUGCUCGGUGCAACUUUGCGGAAAGUCCAGCGCCGGCCUACUUCAUGAUAGCUGCGGAUGAGUUGGGCGACUGUGGCAAAGAAGAUACCGCUGUGCGCAAAGAUGUGACCCCGGAAACUGUUAGAAUGGAACUAGAUCGUCUCAUUCUACCAGAAGAUGGAAGACGGUUAUUCGGCCUGUUAGUAGAUUUCGCUCUAGCUCAUCUGUCAUGCACGAAUCUAACAAAGAAGAGUAGAUUUUACAAAUAUGUUUUUCCAGCUUUCCCAGUCAUUUCUCGAUCCCAGCUGAACAUUGGAUCCUUCCCUUCGCAUUCCUUGCCCUCAACAGCAGUUAUAUCAAAGGUCCCCACCCACCUAUUAGCUGCGAUAUAUGCCACCGCGCUUCCAUUCUGGCAUUACGACGAUCAUCUCUGUGUCAUGAAAGCUUACAAGAGGCCAUCCGCAAAUCAAAUAUGGAGAAUAGUAUACGAGGAGAUACUUCGUGACAUCCACACACCUCGCUUGUCUGUCCUACAAGCAUGUUUAUUAUACCUGCAGAAACAACGUGCGCCCCAAGAUAGUGCUGCAGCGGAUACUCCUUUUACCUGGUCCUUUCUCGCAUGGACUGUUGGCCUUGCGACCUCUUUAGGCUUGCACGUUGAUUGUACUAGUUGGGAUAUACCAGCAUGGGAAAAGCGUCUUAGAAGAAGGCUGUGGUGGGCUGUUUAUUCCGAGGAGAAGUUCAGGAGUUUGCUUAUUGGUCAACCUACAAUCAUCAGGAGGGAUCAAUGGGAUGUCAGCGAUCUAAAAGAUGAAGACUUUUGCUUGGAUACAUCUCCAGAAGAAGCUUCAAAUACGGAAUCACUACCUGAGCAAGGAAAAGUUGUAGCCGAUGCCGGGCUGCAUUCUAGAUACCUCGCAGCACUAGCCCAGAUUGUCGACGACUUAUAUCAAUCUCUUUUCACUUUACAAGCAACCCGACUCAUGUCUUCAGACUUUCUUCUUUGUUCAAAAACAGUUAAAAAUUUACGGAUGCGGCUCGGGGCCUGGCAUUCGUCACUCCCAAGCAGUCUUCGAGUGCAAAGCCCUUCCAACCCAAAUCUAGACUCAAAUGUUUCCCUCAAUUUGGCUUAUAUAACAUUAGAAAUCCUCCUUCACCGCGCUCUUCUGCGAGAGGUACGCCAGCCUGAAUACCAUCGAAACGGCACCCAGACUGUCAAUCUACCCGACCACAUUCUGCCAACCACUGAUGAGCAGUUGUCGGCUAUUGAAAGAGCAUUUGUCGAAGCUAUGAACUCUGCAAAACUGGCUAUUGAGUUUACUGGUGACAUGACCUCCCGUGACUUCUCUGGGUUUUGGCACUCAUGGUCACGAAUCUGCUUUUCGACUAUAUCGAACUUCGUCAUGCUACUUAUGGUAAAAGCCCCCUCGCGUGAAUAUGCAACUACUGCAAGAUCUGUAGCGGAUAAAUGGCGAGAGACUCUUAGGUUUCAAAGUAGAAGCUGCGAACAGAUGAACAUGGGCAUGUUAAGACUGGACGCUAUCUAUUGGACUGGCAUUGACAACCUGUUUCCACAUGAGUAG
Messenger RNA from Talaromyces atroroseus, 2205 nucleotides. RefSeq lists its product as hypothetical. Bases 1 to 2205 code for a protein of 734 amino acids. Gene Ontology annotation, biological process: DNA-templated transcription. Gene Ontology annotation, cellular component: nucleus. Gene Ontology annotation, molecular function: DNA binding; zinc ion binding. The record is from RefSeq and is a predicted model, not a curated record. Lineage: Eukaryota; Fungi; Ascomycota; Eurotiomycetes; Eurotiales; Trichocomaceae. The transcript has 3 exons.